Hermetia illucens (black soldier fly) is the source of this 1983-nucleotide messenger RNA. It is a transcript of the gene CCT1, whose product is annotated as T-complex protein 1 subunit alpha. Gene Ontology annotation, molecular function: ATP hydrolysis activity; ATP binding; ATP-dependent protein folding chaperone. Bases 117 to 1790 code for a protein of 557 amino acids. Gene Ontology annotation, biological process: protein folding. Gene Ontology annotation, cellular component: chaperonin-containing T-complex. The record is from RefSeq and is a predicted model, not a curated record. NCBI's taxonomy places the organism in Eukaryota, Metazoa, Arthropoda, Insecta, Diptera, Stratiomyidae. The transcript is spliced from 6 exons.
UUAUUGAUGAUUAAUAGGGGUUUGUUCUAGAAGAAGUUGGUGCUGUAGUCUGUGACUUGAGUGGGUCUCGUGUUCCUUUUUGUUUUAAGAGUGAAACCAGUGUUAGAAAUCAGAAAAUGUCUACAGUAGCGAGUCCUCUUUCCGUUGCCGGGACACGGCAAUCUGGGCAGCCUGUUCGUUCACAAAAUGUUAUGGCUGCAAGUUCCAUUGCCAAUAUCGUGAAGAGUUCAUUGGGGCCCGUGGGAUUGGAUAAGAUGCUGGUCGAUGAUAUUGGCGAUGUUACAGUCACAAAUGACGGCGCAACUAUUUUGAAACUGCUCGAGGUGGAACACCCGGCGGCCAAGAUCCUUGUGGAGCUGGCUCAAUUGCAAGAUGAAGAAGUUGGGGACGGUACAACUUCCGUUGUUAUUCUGGCUGCCGAAUUAUUGAAGAAUGCCGACGAACUUGUAAAACAAAAAAUCCAUCCGACUUCGAUCAUAUCAGGCUACCGAUUAGCAUGCAAAGAGGCUUGCAAAUACAUCUCGGAACAUUUGACCGCUCCUGUUGAUGAACUAGAAAAGGAAUGCCUCUACAACAUUGCUAAAACUUCGAUGAGCUCGAAAAUUAUCGGAGCAGAUGCCGACUUCUUCUCUGAGAUUGUUGUUAAUGCAGCAUUAUCUUCCAAGAUCAACGACCCCAAGGGCCACCCAAUAUAUGCUAUCAAAAAUAUUAAUGUUUUGAAAGCACAUGGUAAAUCUGCACGCGAAAGCAUGUUCAUUGAAGGUUACGCUCUCAAUUGCACUGUCGCUUCUCAACAAAUGCCUAAGAGAAUCACCAACGCAAAAAUUGCUUGUCUUGAUUUCUCUUUGCAAAAAACUAAAAUGAAGUUGGGAGUUCAAGUAUUAAUCAAUGAUCCAGAGAAAUUGGAAGGAAUUCGCGCUCGCGAAUUGGAUAUCACAAAGGAGAAAAUCCAUAAGAUUUUAUCGACUGGAGUGAAUGUCGUUCUCUGCUCAGGUGGAAUUGAUGAUCUCUGUCUGAAAUAUUUCGUUGAAGCAGGCGCAAUGGCUGUUCGCAGAGUGAAAAAAUCCGAUUUGAAAAUCAUUGCUAAGGCAACCGGAGCUGCAUUCCUAUCAUCGCUUACAAAUAUGGAUGGUGAAGAGAGUUUCGAAACAUCAAUGAUCGGUCAAGCUGAAGAAGUUGUUCAGGACAUGAUUUGUGACGAUGAAUUGAUAUUGAUUAAGCGACCUCAAGUUCGAGCUGUUUCUUCCAUAAUUUUGCGUGGACCAAAUGACUUUUAUUGUGACGAGAUGGAAAGAUCUAUUCAUGAUUCAUUGUGCGUAGUGAAGCGUGUGUUAGAAAGCAAGAAAGUUGUCGCUGGUGGCGGAUGCGUUGAAGCAGCUUUGUCUAUUUAUUUAGAAAACUUCGCAACGUCAUUGAGUUCCCGAGAACAAUUGGCUAUCGCUGAAUUUGCCCGAUCACUUCUCGUUAUUCCCAAAACGUUAGCCGUAAAUGCAGCGAAGGAUGCUACAGAUCUAGUUGCAAAGCUUCGGGCAUACCAUAAUUCCAGUCAAACCAAAGCCAAUCAUGCUCAUUUGAAGUGGAUCGGUUUGGACUUGUUCGAGGGUGUGGUUAGAGAUAAUAAGAAAGCUGGUGUAUUGGAGCCAGCAAUGUCGAAAAUUAAGUCGCUCAAAUUCGCAACCGAAGCUGCAAUCACAAUUUUGCGAAUUGACGAUAUGAUCAAACUGAACCCAGAAGAGAAGGCAGGAAAGAGUUAUGGAGAUGCUUGUGCCGCCGGCGAACUAGAUUAUUAGUAUGUUAAGAUAUUCUAGCGCUAACUAAGAUUACUUUCUAAUUGAGAAUAUUAAACUUCAUGAGCUUUCUACGUAUGUGGGAAAAACAUACUCUACCAUAUUUUUUUAAUAUGUAAUUUUUAUUUAAUUUCCUCUUCGUCACAUCAACUAAUGUACACGCAUUGCAGUAAUAAAUUUUGAUUUGUUACAUUAA